ACUGUCUGGCUUUGGCCAAUAGGGCGAUAAGGAUCCAGCAGAAUGGGAUGACGGUGAAUCCUGCCAGUGUGCUGUGAAUGUGAAGCAGGAGGGACUGGCAGUUUGCGUGCAGGAGGGAAAGCGAACAGGUCCAGGGCCCCCGGAUUAGCAGCCCAAGGAAAGGAGAAGAACGAAAACAUAACUGAAAAACAAAGUCAUAUUCCUCCAGCAGGAUUUGAAGGAGGAAAGCCUGCCGGCCUGGACAACAACGAAGUUCCCUACAUACACACAGAAGCAUUUCCCCAGGACUGGUGACACUGUUGUUCAGUCUUUCUCUUGCUAAGAGGGCUUCCACACAACUUUACAACAAUGAAUUUCCUCCGGAGACGUCUCUCAGACAGUAGUUUUGUGGCGAAUUUGCCCAAUGGCUACAUGAUGGACUUGCAGCGCCCUGACAACUCCACAAGCUCCCCAGUUUCUCCUGCCAUGGAGAGAAAGCACCCACAGCCACCACAGCCCUCACAGUCUUCCUCUACUGGCACCAGCAUCUUCAGCUCCAUCUCCAGUGCCAUGAAGCAAACCACACAAGCAGCUGCGGGACUCAUUGAUCACUCAACAAGCCCCAGUCCACCUGUGGCUCCAAAACCCAAAAUCCUCCUGGUGAUUGAUGACGCACACACAGAGUGGGCCAAAUAUUUCCAAGGGAAGAAGGUGAAUGGAGAAUUCGAUAUUCGUGUGGAACAGGCUGAGUUCUCUGAGCUGAACCUGGCUGCAUAUGUCACUGGUGGCUGCAUGGUGGACAUGCAGGUCAUGAGGAACGGCACCAAGGUGGUAAGGUCCUUCAAGCCUGAUUUUGUCCUGAUCCGGCAGCAUGCCUACAGCAUGGCACUAGGAGAGGACUUCCGCAGCCUCAUCAUCGGCCUCCAGUAUGGUGGCAUCCACACCGUCAACUCCCUCUACUCUAUCUACAACUUCUGCAGCAAGCCCUGGGUGUUUUCUCAGCUCAUUAAAAUCUUCAACUCGCUGGGUCCUGAGAAAUUCCCCCUCGUGGAGCAAACUUUCUUCCCAAGCCAUAAGCAGAUGGUCACAACUCCGAAUUUCCCGGUAGUGGUCAAGCUGGGACAUGCUCACGCUGGAAUGGGGAAGGUCAAGGUUGAGAACCAGCAUGAUUUCCGGGACAUGGCGAGCAUCGUAGCCAUGGCAAGAACCUACGCCACCUCCGAGCCAUUCAUCGACUCCAAGUAUGACAUCCGAAUCCAGAAAAUUGGCAACAAUUACAAGGCUUACAUGAGGACGUCUAUCUCUGGAAACUGGAAGGCAAACACAGGUUCUGCAAUGCUGGAACAGAUUGCAAUGACAGAGAGGUACAGACUCUGGGCGGACGCCUGCGCGGAAAUGUUUGGAGGUCUCGAUAUUUGUGCUGUCAAAGCUGUCCACAGCAAAGAUGGAAAAGACUAUAUCAUUGAGGUGAUGGACAGCUCGAUGCCCCUGAUUGGUGAGCAUGUGGAAGAGGACAGACAGCUUAUAGCCGAUCUGGUUGUUUCCAAAAUGACUCAGCUUGUCACCACUGCUGGAUCUACCCCAUCACCGCUGAGGCCUUGGCCUCCACAAGUUCAGCCUCAGUCAGUGAAAACUCAGCCUGGACCUCAGCUCGCACAACUGUCUCAGCCACGGCCUCCUCCACAAGGUGGGCCACGCCAACCUCAGGCAUCUCAGCCUCCACGGACAAACGCCCCUCCACAGCAACGGCUCUCUCCUCAAGGACAGCAGCCCCAGAGUCCCAUGUCCACUUCACCUCAGCAGCAAAGGUCACCUGGAUCUCCACAGCAAGUUCGAUCAGCAACUGGGUCCUCUCCAGUCCAGGCUUCCAAGGCAGGCGUCUUCCCACCACAGCAGCCCAGACCCCCUGCUCAAGGCCGGGCUCCUAGCCAGCCAAGCCCCACUGAAACGUCCAAGCAGCAAGCCAACCCACACCCGCAUCUGAACAAAUCGCAGUCCCUGACAAACACCUUCAGCAUAUCUGAAUCAUCUCAGCGGGGAAACCCCAACGAAGAUGAAGCAAAAGCUGAGACCAUCCGCAACCUGAGGAAAUCAUUUGCUAGCCUGUUUUCUGAUUAACAGCCCUGCAGCUGGAUCUGUGCUUUGCUCAGCCUUCACUCUUCAUAUACCCAAUGUCAUCCUGGAAUAUACUCAGUGGCACCCAGCAAUUACAGCUAAUACCUGGGUAAAAGGAAUUUAGAAAACAACAGUUGUUUUAAUACAAAGAAAAUAUUCUAAUAACGGCCUGAAAAGUGACUGUAUAAAAGUGGCACUAUUUCAUUUGUUUUUCGUGCAUAAUCAGAAUCAUGUAUGUUCAAAUGACUGAGUUGUAAAUCAAAUUUUACUCCUGCUAACCCGUGUGUAGUCAACAGUUAUUACAGUGCAAACUAGAUUUUAUUUCGGUUUGUAUGUAGUCCAUACAAUUGCUAACUUCCAAUUACAGAAUCCUUGUUGAAGCUAAGAUAAAAGAAAACAGAAAUCUGCUUAUUUCAGAAGCAGAUGUGCAAACGGAGGCACAUAUUCAUUGACUGAUGAAGUGAGCAUGCCUGAGCAUGGAAACACAGUGAACUGUGGAACUUCAUAUUACCAACUUUACUAAAAGUCACUUUUCAGAGUAAAAUUACACAUUCAAGUUAAAUACAGUACCAGGCAUCAGUAAACACCGAAGAUCACAUGAGCAGGUCAUCCAGAUGAACUGCUGGUUUGUUCCAGAUCACUCUGCUCAUAGCAGUUAAAACGUCUGUUUCAUGCCUUGCAUUUAAGUCCCCAGCACAUGAUUCCUGAGUUCUGAGAGAAAAACGUCACGUUCUAACCCUGUAGCCUUAGCUCAAAAAUAACCUGAGAAGUGGGCCUUCCACAAGAAAAAAGGGGGGAAGAAAACUUCUUUCCCUGUCCCCAGAAACACUAGGGAGUUCAUAUCCACAGUUCACACAAAUUUCAGACAAAAGCCAGCUACACUCCAAGCACUUAGGUGACUUGGUCACAUCUGGCUAAGGAUGUCCCCCAGGAACAUGGUUAAUUAAUAGCAGAGCUGAUGAAGUGCACAUACUUGUGUGCUGAGUGUUCCAUAAUACAGAUCGGACAGAGAGAUGGAGUGAAAUCCUGUCUUGCUCCUCGAACUCCCAUUGACUGGGGUGAGUGCACAAUGAAUCAAGGUGACAGACCUGCAAUAGAACAGGAAAACUGUCAUUUCAAAAUAAGAUGAGCUGGGCUCCAUCCAGAGACACCAAGCAAUGGGAAGGCACGUAUGCAAUUGCCCCAAGCAGGUAACAAUCUUCCAGAGAAGACAGAGAAAGAGAUCUCUGCUGGCUGUGGUUUCCCUCAAGUUUUGUCAAGUACUUGAGUCACAAAUCAUGCAUACAGCUUGAAGGCCAGACUUCUGGCUCUACGCUUUCCUUUGCAACUUCACAUCAGUUGCUCUUAGGCAUACCAAGGGAGGAAGGGAGGUCAGUAAGCUAAAAACGUUGGAGCGAAUGGCACAGAUUUUUGCUGUCACUUGAAGAGAGAGAUCCUCAAAUCAGCAAAACCAACAGCAAUAGUUGCCAUUUUGGAUCUCAUGAUUCACUGGUGGGAACGAAGCCAAACAAACUAUUCCUGCACAGCACCUGUAAUGAACAUCUAGAUCCAACGCAGUCACCUGGACCUCGCAUGACCAACCCCUGAGCAGGCCUGCACACAUAUAAUAGCUUUUGUGACCUGUGCACUUUCAGGCAAGUAACUGCAUAGCUUUUCCAGCUUGGGAGGCUCUCGAGAGACUCAUCUGGACCAAUGAUUUAUACCUCACAUUUCGAAUUAAAGAAUCACCCUAUCCCCUAA
This is a messenger RNA of Anas platyrhynchos (mallard), 3834 nucleotides long. RefSeq names its product synapsin III (gene SYN3). The record is from RefSeq and is a predicted model, not a curated record. Gene Ontology annotation, molecular function: ATP binding. Gene Ontology annotation, biological process: neurotransmitter secretion. Lineage: Eukaryota; Metazoa; Chordata; Aves; Anseriformes; Anatidae. Gene Ontology annotation, cellular component: synaptic vesicle membrane; synaptic vesicle.